AUGACGGGCCGAAACACAAGAGCGGCCAAUGAGAAUGGCUCCGUGCGUUCCGGACAGGGUGGAGCGGACGACCAGACCGACUAUUCAAGGUGGCGUCUACUCAACGAUUGUGGAAGACAAACCUGGCACUACUUGACAGCGGCGCGGGAGCUGGAGCAGUGGCCCCAGUCCAUCGCUGAUAAGUACCACCUUGGCCUCCCAACUGGCCUUCCCGAGUUACCUCGUGCUACAUCUCCGGUUGAAGCCGCCGAGAACGGGCUCUCGUUCCUGUCACACCUGCAAUUACCCCCAGGGAACUGGGCCUGCGAGUAUGGCGGUCCUAUGUUUUUGCUCCCCGGUCUGGUUGUCACCUGGUACGUGACCGGGACAUCCGUUCCUCCACAGUUCGCGACAGAGAUCAAACGGUACCUGUUCGCACGCCAGCACCCCAAAGAUGGCGGCUGGGGUCUCCAUAUUGAAGCCCACAGCUCCGUGUUCGGCACUGCAAUGAACUAUACAGCACUGCGCCUCCUGGGUGCCAGUGCAGAAGACCCUCGAAUGAUCAAAGCCCGUGGUUUGCUUCACAAAUUCGGUGGCGCAGUGUAUGGACCUCAUUGGGCGAAGUUCUGGCUUAGUGUGUUGGGCGUGAUGGAGUGGGAAUGUGUCAAUCCUUUGCCCCCAGAACUGUGGCUCCUGCCCGACUGGGUUCCGUUCGCUCCGUGGCGGUGGUGGGUUCACAUGCGGCAAGUUUUUCUUCCCAUGGCAUAUAUUUACUCUAGACGGUUUUCUCACCCUCUGGAUGGUCUCACAAGCCAAUUACGACAAGAGCUGUACACAGAACCAUAUGAAGCCAUUAGCUUCGCCUCGUACAGAGGCACAAUUGCAAAAGAGGAUAAUCACUCUCCCAAGUCCUGGAUUUUGAACGUUAUCUUCUGGUUUGUUGUCAAUAUCUGGAAUGUGUACCUCCGAUGGCCGGCUCUUGUGAAAAAAGCAGAGGAUCGGGUGUGGUAUCUAAUCCAGCGUGAAGACGAAAAUACAGAUUAUGCCGAUUUGGGACCAGUCAAUGCGUCCAUGAAUACUAUUUGCUGUUACAUUCAUGAUGGUCCUGGAAGCUUCCCAGUCCAUCGCCAUCUGGAUCGCUUACAUGACUUCCUGUGGAUGAAAAGUGAGGGCAUGCUGAUGAAUGGUACUAAUGGUGUCCAGGUUUGGGAUACUGCAUUCAUAAUACAAGCGGCGGUUGUGACUGGAUUUGCAAAUGACACAAGGUGGCGGCCAAUGCUGAUGAAGGCCCUUGAGUUUCUAGAAGCCCAUCAAAUGCUGGAAAAUAUUCCAGAGGAAGAAAAGUGUUAUCGCUUCCGGGCAAAGGGAGCUUGGCCAUUUAGCACCAAGGUUCAAGGGUACACCGUCAGUGAUUGCACUGCUGAAGCUCUCAGGGCCGUACUUCAGCUGCAGAACCAACUUGGAUUUACUCCUUUGAUACUUCAACGCCGCUUAAAGGACGCGGUGGACACACUUCUAGAGAUGCAACAUGAUACUGGUGGCUUCGCGGACUACGAGCCUACAAGAGCGUCUCGACAUAUUGAGUUCCUGAAUGCUGCCGAGGUCUUCAACGGAGUUAUAGUUGGUAGCGAUUUUACAGAAUGCACAGCGGCAGCGAUCACUGCUCUGUCAUACUUUAGUAGGUUUUACCCAGAUUACCGAGUCGACGAUAUAAAGAGAGCUCAAGAUAAAGCUGUUGCCUAUAUCCGGCGAGCACAAGAGCCAGACGGGAGCUGGUAUGGUAGCUGGGGGAUUUGCUUCACAUAUGCGGCCAUGUUUGCUUUGGAAGCUCUUGCAAUGGUUGGCGAAACCUACGAAACUAGCCAGAGAGCUCGUCGCGGGUGCCAGUUCCUCCUUGAUAAGCAAAUGGCGGACGGUGGCUGGGGCGAAUCAUACCACAGCUCCGUGUCGAAAACUUACACUCAUUCAAAAACAUCACAGGUGGUGCAGACUGCAUGGGCUUCCCUUGCAUUAAUGGAAGCCGGCUACCCGAACCGAGAACCACUCCGGAGAGCAAUGAACGUGAUCAUGCUGAAACAGCAGCCUAAUGGAGAAUGGCUCCAAGAAGGCAUUGAAGGUGUUUUCAAUCAGUCAUGCAUGAUCUCUUACCCUAACUAUAAGCUCUAUUGGCCAGUUCGGGCCCUUGGACUUUACGCAAAGAAAUUUGGAAAUGAAGAUAUUCUAUGAUUGAUGCCCACGCCCACCCUAAUUCCCACCAAGUCUUUGGCUAUUUCAGAUGCAUAGCUAGCGUGAACGGCAUGAGUUUGGACCUCCAAUUUUUCUUUUUCUUUUUUAUUUCUUUUUCCCCACCUUCCUUUGUUUCUUUUUGGAGUUUAUCCAGGGCGUUUCUUCUUUUCCUUUGAAGAC
Messenger RNA from Coccidioides immitis RS, 2385 nucleotides. Its product is annotated as squalene/oxidosqualene cyclase. The coding region runs from base 1 to 2205 and encodes 734 amino acids. Gene Ontology annotation, biological process: ergosterol biosynthetic process; triterpenoid biosynthetic process. Gene Ontology annotation, cellular component: lipid droplet. Lineage: Eukaryota; Fungi; Ascomycota; Eurotiomycetes; Onygenales; Onygenaceae. Gene Ontology annotation, molecular function: lanosterol synthase activity. The record is from RefSeq and is a predicted model, not a curated record. The transcript has 4 exons.